This is a messenger RNA of Paramuricea clavata, 3944 nucleotides long. The record is from the annotation of a GenBank genome assembly. Lineage: Eukaryota; Metazoa; Cnidaria; Anthozoa; Malacalcyonacea; Plexauridae.
AAUUUCCUUGGGGUUAUUUUCGAGAGUGAAAACGAUGGAAAUGGCAUACAGAAAAUAUUACAGGAACUCCAUGGUUAUGUUCCGUUCAUUGGCGAUGGAGAAGAACGAAGAUACUCAAGUCAGGCAAUCGUUGGAGAUCAGCUGACAGUUGAGAGAGCAGUGAAUGCUCACAUGACACUCAUCAAUGGUUUCACCCCAGAAGAACGCUUAGAUGGAAUUCACUGCGAGAUUGCAGAUUGGGUUGCUGGAAACAAAGCACUUGGAGUAAGAAUACACUCGAAUUAAGGGUGGCAUUAUAUUUUUAUUAACAUUUUCACUGUAUGAAGUGAGUCACAAUACUCUGAAUUCUAGAAGGGCAAUUCAUUUAAAGUUGAUUAAUGACAGAAAUAUAUUCUCUAUCUUGCCUUUCUAUGCAAAAUCAUGUAUCCUUUACGAUCAUUGAUCCAGUUGUAGAACUUUUGUAUGUCAAAGUCAUGCAAUAAAGUUGGCUUGAAAUUAGAAUAGAAGCCAUAACUUCUGCCUGGUAUUUUGGUUAGAGCAUCUUCUGACACAAGUUCUCUGACAAUCUUCGUCAUGUCAGCCUUCUCUGACCUACGCAUAUGUUUACCAGAGCGCUUGUACAACAACAUUGAACUGUCAAAACUUUCCGUUAGCUGUUUCGUUACACCAAUAGCAUGGCAAAUUCUGUUGAUGGACUUUGUACCCAGUGGUUGUAUCUCAUUCCCUUAGCAAAGUUUGUCCCCUAUUGAAAAUUCUAAUCCCAAGUUUUACAGUCAAACCAGAUGUUCUUGUGGAAUCAACAUUGCAAUAUUGUCUCAAAAUCUUUUGUGAAUUUCAACUUGCAAUUUGUUUGUGUCGUUUGCAAAUUGCUCAGAGCAAUCUGCCUAUCAAAAUUGCAUUAUUGUGGGAUAGUAUUGCAAUAUUGCUCACACGAGAGCAUCCGGUUUGACUAUAAACAGUAAGAAUUAAAGUGCCUAUGACACGAAAUCUCACCCCAAAUGUUUAUGGUUGUAUUGUAAAGAUCACUUAAAAUGACUUAAUAACUUCGUUUAUAGAAUUUUGGUAACUUGCUUCCUUCGCAAGAUAUUCAACUUUGUUUCAUAUGCAAAUAUCACCGGUGCGAUAUCACAUCGCAUGACAUUUUGAAAACACAAUAUUUUACCUUGAUAAAAUAUUUUUACAAACAAAUACAGAGGAUUAAUUAGCAGUUACGAAAUGAAUGCAUAUACAAGAGCAAGUUUUUUAGAUACGUAUUCGUCAAGAAAACUAUACUUUUCUGAAAACUCAUUAUGCGAUGUGAUGUCACACCGGUGAUAUUUGCAUAUUUGAAACAAAGUUGAAUAUCUUGCGAAGGGAGCAAGUUACCAAAAUUAUAUAAAAGAAGUUAUUAAGUCAUUUUAAGUGAUCUUUACAAUACAACCAUAAACAUUUGGGGUGAAAUUUCAUGUUACAAUGAAACUAUUGAUGUUAUGUGAGUUUUGUCUUGAUUAAACUGUUAGGAAAUCAAAUACCACCUUGGAGACAAUGAAUAAAAUGAAAAUUAUAAUGUAAUACUGUACAUCAAAUACAGUAGUGUAUUUUCAAUUGGUUAACUUUACAUAAUCAUUCACUACUGUAUUUAUGAUCUUUAAGACUUUAUUUAAUAACAAUAUUUUGAUAUCAAAAACUUAAAUACUUUACUUGUCUUGCAGAUUGCAUUUGCCCACUUCUACAACCCAACAUCAGCUGGAGAUAAGUGCACAUUAUACAGCGACAGAAAUUUAAUAAACCGUCGCAGUGUAAAGAGUGAUGUUGAUGCUGCAGUUAAUCUUUCUAGACGCUUCUUCAUUCUAGAACUAGAGGCACGCAUUGUUGCAGCUAGAAUGAAGGAGCUUGGCAUUAAAGAACUAGAAGAGAUGUCGCAGUGUGUACCGCACCAAUUUGAGAGUUGGACCAAGGCUAAGAAGAAAGAAUACCUGGAGGAGUUAGCAGCAACAAUUGUCGACAAGUAUAUUCUCGAUAAAGCCAAGCACAAAAAGAUUGCCCUUGCCACCAGCCAGCUAGAAGAAAAGCAGUUUCAAAGCCUGAAGGAUAUGACAUCAAGUUGCAGAUAUAAGUGUCGGUUCCCUGGUUGCAACAAGACAUUUAGGUCCGAUGGGAAAUGGCGACAUACUCACGAGCAGUCUCACAAUCCACCAGUCAACAUAGAAGAGCAACCACUGCUGACUGAAAUCCAUGAAGACGUCACAGUAGAUGACAUGUACAAUUACCAGACAUCCCUGCUCGAGUAUGGUAUAGUGAUUCUUAAUUUUUUUGAUGCAAUUUCUGAGGGAGAUGGUGCUAGAGUAAUCAGAAAUUGGAAAUUUCUUUUGUUAUAUUUGCGCCAUGAUGGCCAAAGCAGCAACAAGUAUGCUCUGGAAGCACUAUACAUGAUGUUCCAGAUAUAUGCACUGUUAAGUCCAAAAGCUGCACAUGAUCUAGUUUGGAACAGAUUUUCAUAAAGAAAACAAAAGCUGGGUGGCAAUAUCUCUCUUGAUCUGGCCCUUGAAUUUUUGAACAGAAUUUUCAAAGAUGUUGUCAAAAAACUUGGACCUUAUGCCAGUACAAAGUCCAUCAACAGAAUUUGCCAUGCUAUGGGUGUAACGAAACAGCUAACGGAAAAUUUUGACAGUUCAAUGUUGUUGUACAAGCGCUCUGGUAAACAUAUGCGUAGGUCAGAGAAGGCUGACAUGACGAAGAUUGUCAGAGAACUUGUGUCAGAAGAUGCUCUAACCAAAAUACCAGGCAGAAGUUAUGGCUUCUAUUCUAAUUUCAAGCCAACUUUAUUGCAUGACUUUGACAUACAAAAGUUCUACAACUGGAUCAAUGAUCAUAAAGGAUACAUGAUUUUGCAUAGAAAGGCAAGAUAGAGAAUAUAUUUCUGUCAUUAAUCAACUUUGAAUGUUGCAGUAAAGUUACAACAACACUCAGUAAGGACAUGCUAAAUUCAGGUUUAGGUUGAGCAUGUCUGCCAUUUCUGGCCAGACUUUCGUAUAAUGAUCACUUUUUGACAUCAUUAAUAUAUCAACACCUUUUGACCAUAAUAGAGCCUUCCAGGUUAAGGAUACCAUCUUAAAUUUGACUUUUGUAGGCAUCAAAGAGGCUUUUGUCCCUUUUGAGCUAUGCUGCAUUUGUUAGCAUGCUUUUUGGAUUCAGUGGUGGACAAAAGCUAGAAAACUUUGUUGAAGAGCGCAAGAUUUUAAAAUGUUGUCUGCUGGAAAAGUUGCAUAGUGUUGAGUUAAAGGAGAAAGGAAAAACACCAUCUCCCAAACGGAAAACCUCUGGAUUCACACAGACAACUCCUAGAAAGAACAUUGAACCUGAUAAUCCUCCCGGCACCGUCCUUAUGCUCCUGGUGCCACUCCACUGAGCUCGAAGGAAAAUAUGUCUCCGAUAAAGCAUUUGCUGAAUUCUCCACUUAAAAUUAGCAAAGAAGUUCAGAACUUUUUAAUAAAGAAAGGACCUCCAAUGCUGAACAUAAGUCUGGACGACGAUGGAAAUCUCGGCCACUUAGAAACCGAGUCCGCAUACAGGAAAAUACCUUUUCUCUUAUCUCCAGACGACUUCACCGAGGUAGUAAAGAAGAUUUUCUGGCAGGAUUAUCAUGUUCAGUAGUUGCUGAUCAUGAAAAGACAUUGAUACCAGAAAGCAAGGAAUGGAAUGGGAAGUUUUCGAUUCAGGAUAUGAUUGAUUUAACUAAAUUGAUUCAUUCAAGUAAUGAAGAGACGGUGUAUGACAUUUUGACCAGCAAACAUGCUGCUGAACGACAUUACAUCGCUGCGGAAGAAAUUCUGCAAGUUGAAGAUAACAGCAGUGCUUCAGCUGCCAUAAAUUAUGUGCGAAGAAAGUCCCCAGGAUUGAUUAGCACUUCUUAUGCUGUAGACACUCUGAAGAGCAAAUUAAAAAAGAGUGCGAGGCAGUACUGA